GUGGAGCUGCAGCCGAAGCAGCGCUGAAGGUGAGAGUGAUGGCGGCGGCGAGGGCGAUCGGUUCUAAUUUGGCUAAAAAUCUGCGGGAAAUCCGCCUCCAUUUCUGCCAGACCUCACCUGCGAGCCAGGGAGCCAGGCAGUUUGUUGAACAGUACUAUGUGCCGCUGAAGAAGGCGAACCCUGAAUUCCCCAUCCUGAUCAGAGAGUGCUCUGGAGUUCAGCCCAAACUGUGGGCCCGAUAUGCGUUUGGUAAAGAGCGAAGUGUCGCGCUGGACAACAUGAAUGCAGAGCAGGUGGCAAAAGAGCUCGAGAAAGUCGUCAACUUAAAGCCAUGAGCCUCUUCUACGUGUUUCCUGCUUCUUGUUUGUGUAAAAUUGUAAUUAUUAUAUGCAAAUAUGUGUUAAAAUAAAUGAUAACCUCAAACUACAAA
Messenger RNA from Colossoma macropomum (tambaqui), 430 nucleotides. RefSeq names its product NADH:ubiquinone oxidoreductase subunit A2 (gene ndufa2). NCBI's taxonomy places the organism in Eukaryota, Metazoa, Chordata, Actinopteri, Characiformes, Serrasalmidae. The record is from RefSeq and is a predicted model, not a curated record. Bases 39 to 335 code for a protein of 98 amino acids. The transcript is spliced from 3 exons.